AUGUUUUCCAAAUCCACCACAGGCCUCCCGUUGGAUUCGGCCAAUAUAAUGUCAACGGUACUACAAGGUAUUUUAUACGGCUUUUCAGUUCUCAUGUUCAUAGGUACAAUCUGGACAUUCACUUACAAACAACGCAUCCGAGACAUCAAUAAGCCAAGCACUGUAGUUGCCACCUUGCUGUUCGUACUCAGUACUGCGCACAUGAUCGUAGGUAUCAUUCGUCUCGAAGACGGACUGGUGAAGUAUGGCAAUACCUUCCAUGGCGGGCCAGCAGGGUUCUUCGCAGACGUGACCCAACCAACAUUUGCGGCUAAGAAUACGAUAAUCACUUUACAAACUUUGCUCGGCGACGGAGUGGUGAUCUAUAGAUGUUAUGUCGUCUGGCAAUCUGUCUGGAUCAUUAUCCUACCGUGCAUGAUGUGGUGUGGCAUCGCAGCGUUUGGGAUUUGUAUGGUCUAUGUGCAAGCACCGACUACCAAUGCCAAAAAUGUCUUCGGCAAUGAGACUGGGCAUUGGGUCACAGCGUUCCUUUCCUUGACGCUUGCAACUAACUUGCUCAGUUCAGGAUUGUUGGCAUACCGCAUCUGGACGAUCGAACGGAAGGUCUCUGGCUCUUGCGCCGUGAAGAACAAAAUGCCUAUAUUGCGGGUGCUCAUAGAUGCCGCGCUUUUAUACUCUGCAGCCCUUUGUGCCUCACAGGUAUGCUUCGCCCUCUCGAACAAUGGGUUUUAUGUCUUGGGAGACCUGAUCGUCCCCAUCAUCUCGAUUGCCUUCUACAUGGCAUUUAUCCGCGUUGCAAUCAGCAAGAAAAUUCAGGAAUGCCUAUCGGCUACUGUUGGUGGAAGGACAAAUGAGUCAGACCCAAGAUCCUUGUCGAGAUUUCCUGUGCAGCCUUCGGUUGGAUACAACAAGGAUGAUAUUCUCCUGACUGACAGAAACAACCUAAAAGUAGAUGCUCCCCUGGUAUAG
Messenger RNA from Suillus bovinus, 969 nucleotides. RefSeq lists its product as uncharacterized. The record is from RefSeq and is a predicted model, not a curated record. Lineage: Eukaryota; Fungi; Basidiomycota; Agaricomycetes; Boletales; Suillaceae. The transcript is spliced from 7 exons. The coding region runs from base 1 to 969 and encodes 322 amino acids.